GCAGAGGCAGUCAGGCAGCAUGGUGCUCCACGUGACACCGACUGCUCUGACGGAGCCAAUGUACAUCCAUCCCAUGACAGCCUACUCGUGGCCUCCCUGCGAAUCCCCACCAGGAGUGCUCGACGAUGCCCUCGUGGCUCCCAAUCCUGGCAGUCUGGGACACCCAGAGGUCUGUCGCCGGCCGUGUAUCUACUUCGCCGAUUCCGCCUGCACCAGCGGGGACAAGUGUGGCUAUUGCCACCUACCGCAUACACAGCGGCCUGCACAUCUGGACAAGCGGCAGAGGGAACUGAUGAAGUCGCUGAACAACGGCGAACUCAUGACAGUGUUGCUGAGGCAUUUGCGACUGAAAGCCGCAGAGAAGGGCUUCCUCCCAUUGGCUUCGGAAUUGCUGGCCAUCCUGGAGCGACACGCGGUGGCGUGCGCUGCACAAUUGCCAACAAAGGUGCAGAGCAAGCUGGACGCCCUUCU
This is a messenger RNA of Symbiodinium pilosum, 471 nucleotides long. The record is from the annotation of a GenBank genome assembly. NCBI's taxonomy places the organism in Eukaryota, Dinophyceae, Suessiales, Symbiodiniaceae.